Messenger RNA from Paramecium sonneborni, 1599 nucleotides. The record is from the annotation of a GenBank genome assembly. NCBI's taxonomy places the organism in Eukaryota, Ciliophora, Oligohymenophorea, Peniculida, Parameciidae.
AAAAUCUGAAAAUGAAGUCAUGCAGUGGUACACCAGCUUAUGUUAAUGCUCCUAAAGCUUAAUAAAUUGGAGAGAACUUCUACAUUCAAUAAUUUUAAGUGAGUUGUUUGGGUUAAUUCUCUUAUUACAUUGAAUCAAACAAAGAAGCUGUAAUUAUUGACCCAAUGAGAGAUUAUGAAGAAUAUAUGUAUCAUAGGCCAUAUGUUUUUUUAGUAAAUUUAGUGAAACAAGAAAUUCUGUUAUCAAAUAUGUAAUUUUGACUCAUCUACAUGCUGAUUUUGUUGCAGGACAUAUAGAUUUGGCUAAAAUUACUGGAGCUUAAAUAGUACUGGGUCCUUAGGCUGUUAUUUAAUAUUAAGCAAAAAUUGCUUAAGAUGAAGGUAAAUAAGAUGUAUAACUAUUAUUAGAAUUAUUAACUUUAGGAAGUGUAUAUCUUAGAGUUUUGCAUACACCUGGUCAUACUAUGGAAUCUAGUUGUUUUGUUUUAGUAGUAGAUGGCAAAGAUCAUGCAAUAUUUAGUGGAGAUUCUCUCUUUCUUGAAGAAGUAGGCAGACCUGAUUUGGCAUCUAAAUCUUCAGGUUUGACAACUCAAUAACUUGCUUCAUUAUUAUAUCAUUCAUUAAGAAACAAGAUUCUUAAACUUAAUGAUGAUGUAAUACUCUAUCCUGGACAUGGAGCAGGAUCAGCUUGUGGAAAAGCUAUAGGAACAGGAACUGUUAGUACUAUUGGUGAAUAAAAACUCAAAAAUUGGGCAUUAUAAAAUAUUACUGAGGAGGAAUUCAUUAAAAUAUCAACUGAUUUACCUGCUCCUCCUCAAUAUUUCUUUCAUGAUGUUCAAUUAGUAAUUAUCUCAUAUAUAAAUAUCUUAGAAUCGUUAAGGAGCGAAUGAUCUUUAAAAUAUUAAAUCAAAAGUUACAAAAGCUUUGAGUUAUUAAGAUUUUAUUCAAAUAGCUGCUGAAGGUGUCUUAAUAUUAGAUUCUAGAGAUAUUGUUACAAAAGGAAUUAUCAAAGGGUCUGUAAAUAUUACCUAAGUUGCCACUCUUGCUUCUUUUGUAGGUAUACUCUUUAAGCCUGAUCAAAAAAUUAUUAUUGUUGCAGAUGAAGGCAAGGAAGAACUAACCAUUAUCAGAUUACUUAGAAUUGGAUAUGAAAAUAUUCUUGGAUAUUUAGAAGGAGGAUUUGAUAAUUAUGUUAGAAAUGGAGGAGAAGUUUAACAAUUAAAUAUUGUUGAUUUAAAAGAUUUCUUAGAUACCAAAGGACAAUCAGAAAAUCAUGUUUUUAUUGAUUGCAGAAAUCCAGUUGAAUUUAAAACCUCAGGAAUUAUUCCAGGAUCUUUAGUGAUUCCAUUAUUUUAAAUAGAAAAUCAAGUAAAUAUCAAUCUUAUUUUAUUUAGCUUGAUUUGAUUCCUAAAGAUAAGACAUUACAUAUCUACUGUCGUUCAGGAGCCAGAGCAAAAACUGCUGCUACCAUUCUAUUAAAACAUGGUUAUUCUGACUUUGUUCUUAUUUAGAAUGCUGGUCUUGAACAUAUUGUCAAUGAACAUUAAAUUCAAGUUCAAAAAGUAGAAUGAUUUCUAAUUAUACAUAAUAAAUUAAAUCG